Somion occarium is the source of this 3402-nucleotide messenger RNA. The record is from the annotation of a GenBank genome assembly. Lineage: Eukaryota; Fungi; Basidiomycota; Agaricomycetes; Polyporales; Cerrenaceae.
UCUAAGUAUGUCGAUGUCAAGCAAUGUCAAGCAGCCCGGCGGCACGUCGAUAACAACACCGGACUUUCAACAGACUUUCUCUGCCUUACUUCAACGUGUUGCACAAGCAAGUUUCCUGGAUAGAACAAUCUACCAAUUUAUGACGCAUAGCUGUCGUAGUGAUACUUAUCAUUGCUGCUAAGAGUGAUGUUUUGUCACGAGGAUUAUGAGGAAUUUGGGACUUCCCCGCCAGCAUCUCUUCAUGCGUAUGCACGGUCCUUCGUUGUGCAAGAGUCUCAUCCGUCAAUUGACUUCAUGAGUUCCUCAUGGGCCCCGUGUUAUCCUCACGUUCACAUCUGUCCCGUGGAUGAUGCUGCACCUCCCGUUCAUUGAUGAGCAUCCUCAGACAGUCUGAUUGUAUUUGAUCAUAAGAUCUAGUCGUGCGAAAACCCCCUCUACACCUCUUGUUAGCACGUGCGUCCUUUACAUGUGUUCCGUUUCUGAGGCAAUGUGGUCGUCGUGAUAGAAGAUACAUUCAUGGCCGUCGCCGUUUCCCAGUGUAUGAUGUCGUGGAACAUAUAACAGCGCAUGCAUGAAUGCGAAGUGGACGUGAGCCAGUCAUCGAUGCAUUCUCCAACGUUUGCACGCGUGAUUUUGUUCGGGUUGCUUAGCAAAGCUUUGUCUGCUAAUGGAGCCUCGACCAACUUGACAGCUCUGGUCAACCUCUUUAUAGGCACUGCAUCCGGCGCAAAUGGCGGUAGCGGAGGCAAUGCGUUCCCUGGUGCCGCCGUUCCUCAUGCGAUGGCAAAGGUUGGAAUCGAUGUUGAUACGUCACCCCGUCAGGCAGGAUAUAUUUCGGACAAUUCUUCUAUCACUGGGAUAUCUUUGAUGCACGAUGAAGGCACGGGAGGGAACACCAACGGGGGAUAUGGAAUCUUUCCGCUCUUUCCUCUCACGAAUUGUUCGUUCACGUCGUGUCCUGUCGGGAUCGACGCUCGCAAGGCUAAACGUACGGCAGGCGCGGACGCCGCGACUCCUGGAUAUUUCACUACAACCUUCGUAAACGGUUUGAAACUUGAGGCGACUUCGACCAGACGCGCAGGAUUGCUUCGCUUUACCUUCCCGAAUCCUAUGGUUGAAAUGCAUGUUGUAGUGGAUCUUACCCAUGAUCUUCAACGGUCCUUUGAGGGUGGUAGCAUCAAUUUAAUCCGCUCCCGUGGCUCAGUCGCCCUUCAAGGAACAUUCUUACAGAGCUAUGGAACGGACAACUACACUGUCUUCGCUUGCUACGAUUUCCUACCUCCUACGACCGCCAACAAUCAGACCCUCGUUGCUGCUGGAACGUUUCAGUCUUCACCCUCCUCUUCUACCAAUAUUAGUAUCAGCCCUGACCAAAGUUCACUCACAUUCCCAUUCACUUCAAGCCCUUCUUCCGUUCAGGCUGGUGUUCUGCUGUCUUUCAACUCGUCAACUGGGGUCGUCUUAACUCGUUUUGGUGUCUCCUUCAUAAGCAGCGAGCAGGCCUGUGCGAACGCCCAAGAAGAGGUCCCUGAUUGGGAUUGGGACCUCGUUCAGUCUGCAUCCAGAGCCAAAUGGGAAGACGUUUUGGAAAGGGUAUCAAUUGAUGUGGAGAAGGAGAAUCCAACCGUAGUGGAGUUACUCUACUCCUCCCUAUAUCGUGCUUCACUUGUCCCAGCAAACCUGACUUCAGAGAAUCCGUACUGGGGGUCCGAAAGUCCAUUCUACGAUGCGCUUUUCUGUUCGUGGGACACAUUCCGUACCGUCCACCCUCUGCUGUCUUUGACGUCACCGCGAGAAUGGGCGGAAAUCGUCAACGCCUAUAUUGAUGGGUGGAGAAAUACUGGAUACAUUCCUGAGUGUCGUGCUAAUACCAAAGCAGGUUAUGUUCAAGGCGGUAGUGAUGGAAUGCCCAUAUUGGGUGAUUUUGCAGUGAAAUACGGAGCGAGAGCUGGAGAAUUGGGCGUUUCCACCGACGAUCUAUAUCAAGCUCUCGUGGACACUGCUGAGAAUACCCCACCGGAUUGGUAUAGAGUGGGAAGACAAAACACGGCCUGGAAGCAAUUCAACUAUAUACCCACCGCGUGGGUAGAUCCAUCGGGUGCUACUGGUCUGCCUACUCGUGAGGCGUCCCGAACGCUGGAAUAUGCCCUGGGUGAUUUUGCUGUCCGCCAAGCUGCCCUGACACUGGGUAAAGGAGCCGCAGAUAUCCAAUUAUACGGUAAUAGAUCUCUUGGAUUCAAGAACGUCUGGGAUCAGAACGUCACAAGUGAUGGUUUCACCGGAUUUUCCCAGAGACGCUUUGAAAAUGGCACGUUCGCAUUUAGUCCUCCCGAUGCUUGCUCCCCUGUAGAUCCCACUCCACAUUCUUGCGCACGCGGUACGGAUAAUAAUGUUGGCUUCUACGAAUCUUCUUCUUGGGAAAUGAGUUUCUUUGCACCCCAUUCGAUGUCCACGAUUGUGAAUCUCAUGGGAGGUGCUAGCACAUUCGUCAGCCGUCUUGAUCAUUACUUCUCGAAGGGUUACUUCCAAGCCGGCAAUGAACCAUCCUUCGCGAUUCCCUGGGCAUAUAAUUACGUUGGAAGGCCCGAUCUGAGUGCACUUCGGGUUAGAAAUGUUGUGUUUCAAAACUUUGGGACCGGAAUCAAUGGAAUACCGGGGAACGAUGACAGUGGUGCAAUGGCUGCGCUUCUGACAUUCCAUAUUUUGGGUCUCUACCCCGUGCCCGCCACGCGUCAACUCUUGAUAGGAUCCCCUCUCGUUUCAUCCUAUACGUUGUACAACAAUCUUUUCCAGACUACAACAAAUAUCACCGUACAAGGGUUCGACAAUGCAUCCCUCUCGGCUUCACCUCCCAUGUCUCGAUUGUUCGUCAAGUCGAUCACUAUUAACGGAGAACCCAGCGAGAGUCUCUGUUGGAUCUCCUUCGAUGUGAUCACGGGUGGUGGGAAUAUUAUCAUUGAAGUAGACGACGAUCCGGUAUCGGCGUCGCAGAGAAUGUGUGGCAAUAGUGCCAGUGCGCUUCCGGAUUCGUUGGAAUCGGGCGGGUUCGCGUAGUCGGUCUGUGUGGAUGUCUGAAAUCUAACCGAUGAUAGUAUAUGUAAGCCACAUCCUCCUUAUCCACUUUAUAUAAAUGCUAAGGACUCUGUCAUGUAAUCAGUAAUGCUUUGACUUGCGAAGCUUGCAGGAGUCAUUGUAUGUUUUCUACAACAAGUACGGGCAUUUGCUGCAAUGUCCUGUCUUGAGACACGGCAGUACUUGGACAGUGUAUUCUCAUCAGUUGAACUGCCUGAGAAUUCUGUUGGGAUUGAGCGUUGGAGGGCAUCCCUAUCAGAGGUCAUUUGACUCUUCGUGCCAAUUGAGUGGCGUCCGACCAGAGAAGCUUUCAUCCGUGUGAUUUAUUCU